UGGCCACAUCAAUCAGUCACCAGAUUUAAUUGCAAAAAAUGAACACCAAGGUUUGCGUCACGGGAGCUGCAGGCUAUCUCGGUUCUGCCCUCGUUCACAAGUUGCUGGAAAAAGGGUAUGCCGUCCAUGCUACUCUCCGGAAUUUAGGUGAUGCAUCAAAGACAGGGCUGCUCAAAGCUCUUCCCCACGCAGACACAAGGCUCUUAUUGUUUCAGGCAGAUAUCUACAAUCCUGAUGAGUUUGGUCCUGCUAUUCAAGGCUGCCAGGUGGUUUUCCACGUUGCCACUCCCUUGCAGCACGACGCCUCCAGCUCUCAGUAUAAGAAUACUUGUGAGGCAGCUGUUGCUGGGGUGAAGACCAUUGCUGAAUCCUGCAUCAAAUCAGGAACUGUGAAGCAACUCAUCUACACUGCCUCUGUUGUAGCAUCAUCAGCAUUAAAGGAUGAUGGAUCAGGCUACAAGGACACAAUCGAUGAAUCCUGUUGGACUCCUCUCAAUGUCUCCUAUAGAUGCGCCACAGAUUUCUUAACUGCAUAUGUACGCUCAAAGACAUUGGCCGAAAAAGAAGUGCUGAGAUACAAUGAUGAGAAGAAAUUAGAGGUGGUGAGUCUUGUUUGUGGACUUGUUGGAGGAUACAAAUUUCAAUCCUUGAUAGGCGAAAGCAUGAGAGUGCUAAUAUCCCAAGCUACCAAAGACAAGAUGAGGUAUCAAACUCUAAGGUUUUUGGAGGAAGUGAUUGGAAAAAUUCCAGUUUUGCAUAUUGAAGAUGUUAUUGAUGCCCAUAUCUUCUGCGUGGAAAACCCGGGCUUCACUGGCAGAUUUCUAUGUGCUUCUGAUCUUCUAAAAUCAGAGGAGAUUGCAACGUUGAUUCAAAGUCGUUGCUCAGAAAGCAAAAUUCCCGAUGAGUUCAUUGAGGAUUCGAAUAGAGAUAUUAGAUGGGGCUCUUCAAAGCUGGAGGAAUUGGGCUUUCACUACAAAUAUGACGCUGUGAUGACCCUAAAUGAGUCCCUUCAGUAUUUCAGGGUUCCACUUCCACUGGAGAGUUCCUAAAACAUUACCAUAUAAGCAUGUUUCUGUUCAGUCAUUUCUAAUAAGGUUGAGAAAUCCCACCUAACAAGUAAGGUGAAUUUUAUGCCCCCACGUGAAUGGGUUGGUGGUUGGCGCCUCCUCCUCGGGACCGUUAGGUCCUGGAGUCGAACCUCCGCAGCAACAUCAGUUCGCCGUGCAUUUAACGUGCUAGGUCUGGUUGGGGCGCUGGGCCGGGCCGGAGUGGGGAUUAGUCGGGCCGCCUUUACGGACUUGACCCGGACACCCCACUCCGUCGAAAAAAAAAAAAAAAAAAAAAA
Coffea eugenioides is the source of this 1345-nucleotide messenger RNA. Its product is annotated as putative anthocyanidin reductase. NCBI's taxonomy places the organism in Eukaryota, Viridiplantae, Streptophyta, Magnoliopsida, Gentianales, Rubiaceae. The record is from RefSeq and is a predicted model, not a curated record. The coding region runs from base 39 to 1049 and encodes 336 amino acids. Gene Ontology annotation, molecular function: oxidoreductase activity, acting on the CH-OH group of donors, NAD or NADP as acceptor. The transcript has 5 exons.